This is a messenger RNA of Sesamum indicum (sesame), 1421 nucleotides long. RefSeq names its product Protein phosphatase 2C family protein. NCBI's taxonomy places the organism in Eukaryota, Viridiplantae, Streptophyta, Magnoliopsida, Lamiales, Pedaliaceae. Gene Ontology annotation, biological process: protein dephosphorylation. Gene Ontology annotation, molecular function: protein serine/threonine phosphatase activity. The record is from RefSeq and is a predicted model, not a curated record.
UCAUGGCACAAUGAUGGUGGUCCAAACAUUGUGCCAAACGUUGUCAAAUCAAACAAAGAGCUGAGGACUCGGGGCAAUUACGAAAUUAUUUUUUCAACCUUCCGUGCGGGUGCAUUUCAGAUUUUGAACGCCAAAUUUCGCCUUCGUUUCGCAAUUCCGUUUCCUUCUACCUUCUGGCCCUUCUCUCGUUCACCCCUCCGCGAAAAUGACAGCGCCAGAAUCCAAUUCCAAUGCCGAAUCUUCAGACAUCAAACGCCCUAACGAAUUCAGCAACUCCAAUGUGUCGCCCAACAAAAGGUUGAAAACUGUGGAAGAAUUGAAGACACAAAGUACUGCCACCGAAGCUUCGAGAGCAAACAGCUCUUCGCAUAAGGGUUUUAUUGCAAUAGAGGCCGAUGCAGCGGAAGAUAGAGGGUCGAGGCACACUAUGGAGGAUGCUUGGGUCGUGCUUUACGAUGCCACUUUGGAGUUCCCCGGAAAUUUGAGAUGUGCGCAUUUCGCAAUUUAUGAUGGGCAUGGGGGCCGGUCAGCUGCAGAGUAUGCACAAAAGCAUUUGCAUGUAAACGUGCUUUCAGCAGGCUUACCACGUGAGUUGAUGGAUGUUAAGAUGGCUAAGAAGGCUAUACUUAAUGGAUUCCUGAAAACAGAUGAGGCUCUCCUUCAGGAAAGUGCUGCAGGGGGGUGGCAAGAUGGUGCCACAGCUGUAUGUGUAUGGGUACUGGGACAAACAGUGUUUGUUGCUAAUAUUGGCGAUGCAAAGGCCGUGGUAGCAAGAUCAUCUGCAACAGAUGGUUCCCAGAGUGGUCCAGAAAGAUCAAAUCCAUUGAAGGCCAUUGUUUUGACAAGGGAACACAAAGCCAUAUAUCCACAAGAACGAGCACGCAUUCAGAAGGCUGGUGGAUCUGUUGGUUCAAAUGGACGAUUGCAGGGGCGGCUUGAGGUUUCAAGAGCCUUUGGUGAUAGGCAAUUCAAGAAGGUGGGCGUUGUUGCAACUCCUGAUAUUCAUUCAUUUGACCUUACUGAGAGAGAUCAAUUUAUAAUUCUUGGCUGUGAUGGCUUGUGGGGGGUGUUUGGACCAAGUGAUGCUGUUGAAUUUGUUCACAAGCUGUUGAAGGAGGGUUUACCAGUCACAGCAGUGAGCCGCCGCCUUGUCCGGGAAGCUGUCCGUGAGCGCCGAUGCAAGGAUAACUGCACUGCAAUUGUGAUUGUUUUCAGGCAGCAGUAACAGAUAUCACAAAUUGGUCCAUGCUUGAUUUCACUGUAUGGAUUUGUUUUCAUAAUGUGUCUGUUCAAUUUUUCUCCCAUGUGCCUCCAUUUGCCCCGGAAACUGAAUGGUCUCGACUUUGUGAUUGCAGCUUCGCUUACUGUUUGAUGUAUGUAAGUUUUGAAAUGUUAAGUGUUCUGCAUAAUCAUGUAAUGUA